AUGGGUAAUCAGUUCAGCAACAAAAAUAAGCCAAACCCUAGAGUACUUGAUAUUUAAGGUAGUAGAAGUUUUGGAGUCAAUCAUUCUAGGCAACCAUCAUUUUUCUUAUAAAAAAGAAGAUAUCUGUACAAAACUUCAAGGAGUAAUUAAUAAACAGCACUCAUGAACUUACUUACACGUUGCGGUAUGAAAGCGCAAAAAAGCAAUUGUAAAUUCUCUUAUUGAGUUCGGGUUUAAUAUUGAUGCACAAGAUGAUCAUGGAGAAACUCCUUUGCAUCUUGCUGCUAUCAGGAGAGAUUGUGAACUCUAUAAAAUGCUGCUAGAUGCAGGAGCAUUGGAAAAUAUCAGGAAUAAGGUAAGCUUAUAAUUAGAAUGGGAAAACACCUCAUGAUUAUUUAGAAGAAAAAGGUAUGGGAAUUAUUACACAAAGCCAUGGGGUCAAGGUUGUUACUGUUAAACUAGAAAAUAGUAUUAGCCAUCGUACAGAUAUUGGAGACUCCUAUUUAUAAUGCAUAAAUAAGAAUUAGUUAUUAGGAAAAAUAUUUAAUUAUAGUUAAUUUAAAAAUGUAUUCUUUUUUUAUAGAGGAUAAUAAAUGAGUGAUAA
Messenger RNA from Blepharisma stoltei, 604 nucleotides. NCBI's taxonomy places the organism in Eukaryota, Ciliophora, Heterotrichea, Heterotrichida, Blepharismidae. The record is from the annotation of a GenBank genome assembly.